Messenger RNA from Peronospora belbahrii, 1563 nucleotides. NCBI's taxonomy places the organism in Eukaryota, Oomycota, Peronosporomycetes, Peronosporales, Peronosporaceae. The record is from the annotation of a GenBank genome assembly.
AUGACACGUGAUAUUUUCUUUGCUAUUUUAAAAGACACACAAGACGGACCAUCACGUCCAAAGUCAUUACCAGAUCAAAGUGAUAUUUUACAUGAGGAUAUUGGUAAAGCAUCUGAUAUUGCUCAACCUGGAGGAUUUCGUCGAGAUCAUGUGAUUGCGAAUCUUGGAGGCAAUAGUCCACAUGUUCCUGUAUAUGUACAAGAUUCUUUCUUAAAAUCAAUUCAACCGACACGAGGUUUUCUAGAAUCUGCAUAUGGUGACUUUAUUCUAGCCUAUCUGGAUCUUGCAGAUGACAAUGAUAGUCUGGAUGAGACAACAACGCCGAUACUAAGUCGUGCGUGGAAACGUCGACCUGAAAAACAACAGCCUGGUGCAACGAUUGGGAAAACCGUGUUUACGAUCCUCAAGUCGUUCAUUGGUAGCGGUAUCUUGUUCUUACCAAAAGGUUUUCAAAACGGAGGCAUGCUCUUCUCUUUAUCAGCACUGUGUACCUCUACAAUGUUGUCAAUCUUUUGCAUGUUGCGUCUGACCGACUGUUCCGAUGCUGUGAGGAAACGUGGUUGUACCAGCGUCUCGUAUGGUCUUGUUGGCGAAAAAGCAUUUGGAAAAAUUGGCCGCGUCGCUGUCAAUAUUUCCCUCGUGCUCUCGCAGAUUGGUUUCUGCUGCUCGUACUUGAUUUUUGUGGAAAAGAACAUUGGCGAAGUCAUUUUGGCUGCUUUUGGUAUCCAUAGGACUACAGCAUCUUCGUCAUUGACGCUGAUAAUGCUUCAGAUCUUGUUAUACACGCCGCUAUCGUGGGUGCGUCACAUUGAAUACUUUGCGCUCACAAAUUUGUUUGCAGAUCUCCUCAUCUUGUUUGGCAUCGUAUACAUCAUAUCUUAUACGGUGCAAACGCUGGAUGAAGAACCAGUUGGUAGCGGUACGUGGGAAAAUUUUAACUCAACGAGCUGGGCCAUGCUACUGGGUACUGCUGUGUACUGCUUUGAAGGCAUUGGAUUAGUGUUGCCGAUAUAUGAUGCGAUGGACGACGACAUCAAGCACAAGUUUCCACGCAUCCUUUCGUACACUGUGUUGUUUCUUGUAACUCUAUUCUCUGUCUUUGCUGGACUCGUGUACGCCGCAUUUGGUCAGGAUACGCAGCCCGUCGUUACGAUGAAUCUACCCAGUGCUCAAGACAGCGUUGCUACCAUGUCUGUCCAGCUGACGUACUCGCUUGCACUGGUCUUUACGUACCCGCUCAUGUUGUACCCGGUGGUCAAGAUUCUGGAAGGCUACCUAUUCCCUCAUCACAGUCAAAAAGGUUAUUGGCGCUGGGAAAAGAAUGGAUUUCGGUUUGCGCUAGUGUGCCUCACUGCUGCUAUCGCGUAUUUCGGCAAGGAAGAGCUAGACAACUUUGUCGCCCUCAUCGGUGGGUUCUGCUCGGUGCCGUUGGCAUUCAUCUACCCCUGUAUGUUUCACUCAAAGCUAUUAGACGAGGGUCGCACCUUGAACAACAUUGUCAUCGGAAUAGGCAUCUUUACGAUGGUUUUUGCAACAUAUCAAGCCGUAUCAACGUGGAAGUAG